AUGAAUGCAUUCGCCGGUAACCUGCAAAGUAUGGGCUCCACCUUUGGCAACAAUGCUCUGGUGGACAUGAACAGCGGCGGGAAGGAGUACGAUGAGAUGAACAUCAGUCUGAUUGACUACCUCAGCAAGUUUCAGCCUGCAUUUCUCCAUCAGCUGUACGCCUCAUCCGCCGCCUGUUUGGUGGUCUUUCGCGAACUGCCCUCCCUUUCACAGAACUUUGUCCUCCGCCUUAUGUUCAUCGAGCAGCCAAUUCCGCAGGCAGUCAUUUCAUCGUGGGUCAAGACGUCAAGUGAUUACACCGAAGCUUCAGAAGCCCUAAAUAAGUUGCACAUUUGGAAGCAGCACAUGCUAAACGGCCUACCAGCUUGGGUGCUCAAUUCAACGUUUCGGGAGAAUCUGAAGGCCGCUUGGCUUGGAGGUGGGCAGCCGAGACCUUUAUUUAACAAUUUGAGUGCAGACAAGCACAAGCCCGAUAUUGAAACGUUGGACAGCUAUGCGGUGACCAAAAGAUGGGAUUCUAUUCUCAAUUUUAUGGCCAGUGUCAAGUUGAAGGAUUACAAUGACAACAUUGGCGAAAUCACCAAACAAGUCAUUCUUCGAGCUAGACUUAUUGAAAAUGACCUUCAAGACAUUAGCAUCACAGCUUCGGGAUUUCAGUUUCUACUUAUGGAUAUUUCUUCUCAAAUUUGGUUUUUCCUUCGAAAGUACCUUGACCUGGUCGAAGGCUUAGGACUUAGCUUUAUUGAAUGUUUAAGUUUUCUGUUUGAGCUAAACUUUUUAACUCUUGGAAAGAGCUACUCCACUGAUGGAAUGACUGAUUCUUUGCAAACAUUUCUGCAACAUUUGCGCGAAAUGGGUCUCAUCUACCAACGAAAGCGCAAAGACGGCCGAUUUUAUCCCACCAGACUUGUGAUUCAAUUAUUUGACUGUGUUCGCCAAAAUACCCUAUCAAAGCCCACUUUGGCUGUGACGGCAACUGCCAAACGACAGGGCUUCAUUGUCAUUGAAACAAACUACCGAAUAUACGCAUACACCGAAUCACCACUUCAAAUUGCCCUACUUACCCUUUUCAUUGAGCUGAAUUACCGCUUUCCAAAGUUUAUUGCCGGCUUUAUUACGCGUGAGUCAGUGCGAGCGGCAUUCAAAUUCGGCAUCACCGCCAAGCAGAUCACCCACUACCUGACGAUGCACGCCCAUCCGAAUAUGCAGAUAGGGGGUCGAGCCACGGUCAUUCCCAGCACCAUCAUUGACCAGAUAUUUCUCUGGGAGCAGGAGCGGAAUCGACUCACCUUCAAUGAUGGCGUCCUCUACUCGCAAUUCAACUCACAGCCAGACUACGAACUGCUGAGAAAGUACGCCAAUGAUUUGGGUGUAAUCAUCUUUGAGAAUACGUCGCGUCGAUUGCUGGUGGUUACCACGUCGGGCCACGAAGAAGUGCGACGGUUCUGGCGACGGAACAAAAAGGAGCGAGAUUAA
Messenger RNA from Rhagoletis zephyria (snowberry fruit fly), 1476 nucleotides. The record is from RefSeq and is a predicted model, not a curated record. Lineage: Eukaryota; Metazoa; Arthropoda; Insecta; Diptera; Tephritidae.